Aspergillus tanneri is the source of this 738-nucleotide messenger RNA. RefSeq lists its product as uncharacterized. NCBI's taxonomy places the organism in Eukaryota, Fungi, Ascomycota, Eurotiomycetes, Eurotiales, Aspergillaceae. The record is from RefSeq and is a predicted model, not a curated record. The transcript has a single exon. The coding region runs from base 1 to 738 and encodes 245 amino acids.
AUGAAGGUCUUUGGGUGGAUCUCUCCCACAUUAUUCGCUUCGACCGUACUAUCGAUAGAGACACUCCCGUUUACCCCUCCACGGACGACGGAGGCAGACAAAAGGGCAUAUGACAUUCUUCAAUUACUGAAGCGCGACGAUAACUGUCCUGCCGGGUACAAUGCCUGUACCAACAUGGAUAAAUCAGACAUCUGUUGCAAGCAGGGCUCGAGGUGUACUCGUGAUGCCGCUGAUAACAUCGCCUGCUGUCCAACUGGAGCCAGCUGCACGGGCAGUCUCACUGGAGACUCUGGUAGAAGUACCAGUUUCCGAUUCCCUCAAACCGCCACGGCUACGCAGACGACCGCUCCGAAUGACGCUACAAUAACCGGCUCAACAAUUCCCGGCGCUUACCCUUUCGUCCUUGUUCCCACUACCUUUCCGAACGCCGGAGUUUGCUCGUCGUACUAUUCUCUGUGUGAAAGCGACUAUACGAAAUGCGUCUCAUCUCUUGGAGGAGGUUAUGCAGUCACGGUCGGGGGAGGUGGAGCGGGGGUUACUCGAGGGGGUGGCGCACCGUCUGCGGUUUCCACUUGCGCCAGCCUAAGCCAGGAAGCCUGCCAUGGUCUCAAGUUGGGAUAUUGUGAGACAUAUCAUACCCGAGGGUAUGAUGAAAGCAAAGCCAACUCAGGACGCGCUUCUAGCUUGCAGGACCUCGUCUUCGGCGUCAUCAUUGGAGCGGCCGGGAUGUUUAUCUGA